Trichobilharzia regenti is the source of this 1215-nucleotide messenger RNA. NCBI's taxonomy places the organism in Eukaryota, Metazoa, Platyhelminthes, Trematoda, Strigeidida, Schistosomatidae. The record is from the annotation of a GenBank genome assembly.
AUGAAUGAGAAGGUAACGAAGAAGUCCGUGGGAGUAAAGAGAAAAUUAUCUGAUGGUUCUAAACCGAAGGUGUCAAUAAAAAAGCCCAAAUUGCUUCCCUCUGUUCGGUUAUCUGACCAGCCUCCAGCACGCAAACCUCAAUGGACCAAUCGAGAGCGUGUUUUGGUUAUCUCUUCCAGAGGCAUAUCUUAUGUUGGGCGUCAUCUUAUGAAGGAUUUGGCACGUAUGUUGCCACAUAGUAAAACUGACUCAAAACUUGAUGACAAAAAAGGGAUAACCACUCUUAACGAGUUGGCAGAAAUGAGCAACACUAAUAAGGUUUUAUAUUUUGAAGCUCGUAAAAAGAAAGAUUUAUACUUAUGGCUUAGUUGUGUACCAAAUGGACCAUCAGCUAAAUUUCUUGUUGAAAAUAUUCGUACAACAGCAGAAUUAAAGUUGACUGGAAAUUGUUUGAAAGGCAGUCGUCCUAUCCUAGGAUUUGAUUCAUCCUUUGAAGAGUCAAGCAAGCCUCAUGUACAAUUGUUACGUGAAUUAUUUGUACAGACAAUGGGUACACCGAAUCAUCAUCCACGUUCACAACCGUACAUUGAUAAAACAUUCACAUUUGUUAACUUCAAUGAUCGUAUAUGGUUUAGAGUGUAUCAAAUUGCUGAAGAAAGUGGGGCAUUAGUUGAAGUUGGUCCACGUUUCUCAUUGAACCCUAUCCGUAUAUUUGCUGGAAGCUUCUCCGGUGCAGUAUUAUAUUCUAAUCCAAAGUACAUUUCACCUAAUAUAAUUCGAAGUACUCUAUUGUCUAAAAAACAGAACAGGUAUAUUGAACGUACACAUGAUAAAAUGGAAUCACGUAAACGUAAAAAGGAGAUGAAGCAAAUCUUUCCAGUUGAUGAAUUAGAUGAAAUUUUUGAAUAAAUUUUGUACGACAAAGUUCGUCUUUCUCUCUCCCUGUCUCUCUUUUUUAAUAAAACGUGGAGAAUAAAGUUAUGUAGUUCGAAGUGUAUAAUCGACUACAUGAUCACCUUUAAAAGUUGAAAUUAGAGGUUCAAUAGUUAUCGCCGUUGUUUUUAUCGUGUGUGGAGCAUAAAACAAAAGAAGGGUUAUAAAUGGUGUUAUCAGACUUCUUUUUGUUAACUUAGUUACUUUGACUAAAACAAAUUCUUUUCUGAUAGUUAAAGCAAAUAGAAUCACGGAAUAUACACAUUGAGGGCUAGGUUCGCA